UUUCAGGUCAACUCACGCUCAUUGGCUGCUUUCUUUUUUGCCCCUUCUCGGUCUUCUCUGAGUUCACACCAGAGAAGACUCACAGCCCAAUCAAGGGUUUAAGCAUUCUUCUGGCAAAAUUAUCUCAGUGCUCAGAAGCUCUUUUUCUGGGUUUUGCCCGCUUUUUGAAGCUUCGCUGUGUCAACUUCAGGCUACUGGUGAAUUUUUUUUCCCCCCUGAAGAUUUGUCUCUGAUUCACGUUCUCAGAGUUCAUCUUCAACCUUGAGCUAAAGAUUGAUCCUGUAUGUGAGAUUUGAUUCUAUUUUUCCUUUGGAUGUAUUCGGAAGGUCUAUUUUGUUUAUUUGCUCUUCCAUAAAUUUUGUCGGUCAGAUGGAGCACUGUUACAGGAAGAUGCCAGCUUUUUUUCUUCUGGGAAUCUGAGUUUAAUUGCUUGGCUUGUACGUGAUAUUCGGUUUUGUUCUUGGUGACAAUAAAACAGUGCCUUUCAUUGAUUUUGUGCGUUUGAGCUUCAAUCCGUCGGGUAUGGUGGUUCUGGUUUUGUAAUAACCUGAUUCGUCAGAAUAGGGUUGUUGGGCUAAAUUGUGAUCAGUUAGUGAUGGAUAAUGCAAACGAAGCAUCAUCAUCCUUGAGUUUUGCAUCUUCUUACUUAUCAAAUGGGUCAAGUAAUCCGAACAUAUCUUCCUGCACUAGCCAUGAGCAAGUGGCAAAUCCUGAAAAUUUAAGCCUCAUUAAGCUGAGCGGAAGCCUUGAGAAGCUAUUGAUAGAUACUGAAUAUGAUUAUAGUGACGUUGAUAUUGUUGUUGAGGGCAAACAUGUGGGAGUUCAUAGGUGUAUAUUGGCUUCACGUAGUCAGUUUUUUCAUGAACUUUUUAAGAAAGGAAAUGAUGGCUCGGUGAAGGAAGGUAAGCCAAAGUAUCUCAUGUCAGACCUGGUGCCUUACGGCGUCGUUGGAUACGAAGCAUUCCUUGUUUUCUUGCAUUAUUUGUAUACUGGAAAGCUGAAGGCGUCACCCCCAGAAGUAUCAACCUGUGUUGAUGAAAGCUGUGCACAUGAUGCAUGCUGGCCUGCUAUUAAUUAUGCUUUAGAGCUAAUGUAUGCUUCUUCCAGGUUUCAGAUGAAAGAGCUUGUUUUGCUUGUUCAGCGGCGUCUUCUCAAUUUUGUUGAGAAGGCUCUUGUAGAAGACGUGAUUCCUAUUCUUAUGGCUGCCUUCUACUGCCAACUGGACCAGCUUCAGUCACAUUGCAUCCAGAGAUUAGCAAGAUCUGACCUUGAGAACAGAACUUUGGAAAGAGAGCUCCCACCUGAAGUUUUCAGUGAAAUAAAAUCACUCCGUCGCAAAGUGCUGGCAGAAUCCACUCCUGAUGCAAUGGAAAUGGAACCUUCAAAUGAAAGAAGUGUUACAAAAAUCCUUAAAGCAUUGGACUCUGAUGAUAUUGAGCUGAUGACUCUUCUUUUGGCCGAGUCCAGUGUCACUCUAAAUGAUGCUUAUGCCCUGCACUAUGCCUGUGCCUAUUGUGAUCCUAAGAUUGUGAAAGAAGUUCUUAAUCUUGGGUCGGCUGACAUAAACCAUACAAAUCCCCGAGGAUAUACAGUUCUUCAUGUGGCUGCAAGGCGCAAAGAUCCAACAAUUUUAGUAGCACUGUUGACUGAAGGGGCCUGUGUAUCAAGUGUGACACCAGAUGGACAGACAACUGUUGGAAUUUGUCGGAGGAUGACGAGACCCAAGGACUAUAAUGAGAUAGCAGAGCGGGGGAAGGAAUCUAACAAAGACAAGCUCUGUGUUGAUCUCCUGGAGAGAGAAAUGAGAAGAAAUUCAAUGUCUGUGAAUGCAUCUGAUACAUCGGAGUUAACUGCUUAUGAUUUGCAUGUGAGACUUGAUUACCUGGAAAAUAGAGUUGCUUUCGCUAGGCUAUUGUUUCCUGCUGAGGCUAAGGUGGCCAUGGCUAAUGCUCAGCAAGAGUCAACACUUGAUCUAAAUGAAACUCCUUCUAUGAGAACCAGAAAACUCCAGUUAAGAUUGCAAGCCCUCCUGAAAACAGUUGAGAACGGCCGGCGUUUCUUUCCCCAUUGCUCUGAGGUUCUUGAUAAGUUUCUAGAUGACGAUAUGCCAGAUAUUUUCUUCUUAGAGAAGGGUAGCGAACAAGAACAGAGAAUCAAGAAGCAACGCUUCAUGGAGCUCAAAGAGGAUGUGCAGAAGGCAUUUCAUAAGGAUAUGGCUGAAACCAAUGGUUCAGGUUUUUCCUCAGUUUCUUCCUCAUCAUCCUCAUGUAAGAAGGGAGGUCUCAGCCAAAGAGUGAGGAAAAAGUGAAGUCCAUAUAUGUAUUUCUAGAGUGAGAAACAAAGCUGAUUAUAUAGUUUUUGUUUCUCUGUAUUAGGGCAAGUGUAGCAACUGUACCAUAGUUUUGCCAAUAAAAUGCUAUGUUUGCAUAAAUGAGGAUCUCCUCCACCUGAACAGUCAUGAACUAGGAGAGUAACAUGGGAAAAUAGGAUUGUGUGCAGGUUCUAUACACAUCCUAUUUCUUCCUCUCUGGGAUUGUAUUAUAUACAAUCAAUUAUGACUAUAGGGGAUCCAAAUUCUUAUUUGCAUCUGGGGUUUGAUAAUAGAUUAUGACCCAGGUUUAUUUUUCUUCUGGUUUAAGGCAGUGGAAGAGUUUUGCUAGUAAUGUACUUGAAAGUAAUUUUAUGAUCACUUAGCAUAUGUGAAAUGUGUCAUUCCUCAGGAUGCUUUUCUUUUGCAAAAGAACCAUAAUUAUGGUGACUAAAAUGUAACUUAAUGGAUUGUAUAUAUGUUGUCUUUGUGGUUUCUGCUGAGGGAGUCAGUAUUAUUAUGUGGGUU
Molecule: messenger RNA, 2836 nt
Organism: Neltuma alba
Lineage: Eukaryota; Viridiplantae; Streptophyta; Magnoliopsida; Fabales; Fabaceae
Product: regulatory protein NPR3
Exons: 4
Coding region: 596-2308 (570 amino acids)
Biological process (GO): defense response to bacterium; defense response to fungus; systemic acquired resistance, salicylic acid mediated signaling pathway
Cellular component (GO): nucleus
Molecular function (GO): protein binding
Source: RefSeq, a predicted model, not a curated record